Molecule: messenger RNA, 411 nt
Organism: Colletotrichum lupini
Lineage: Eukaryota; Fungi; Ascomycota; Sordariomycetes; Glomerellales; Glomerellaceae
Exons: 4
Coding region: 1-411 (136 amino acids)
Source: RefSeq, a predicted model, not a curated record
AUGCGUAUUACACUGGACCAUCCACACCGUGACCGCCAGGCCCUCAGCCUGCUGCACCACACCACUGCCAUCCAACAUGAAGCCAUGUUUUCACCCGAUAGCAAAGGGCCUGCGAUCCUGAAUCCCGUCAACCAUCCUCAUUGUGUUUUUCUCAAUAACCUCACGAUAUUUCUGGGUAUAUCAAAUAAGAUUCGAUUUCACUACUCUCAGCCAUCCACUCGACAAAGUACUGGCUUUUCAUCAUCGACAACUUCAUCAUCGGCAUACAAUCACAAUUAUGAGAAACAAGAAAUAUCCGGGCGAUUUAUCAACAAGCGGAAGCUCCAGAAACUCUUAAAGGAUCGAUUUGGCAACGACUACCAAUUGCAUGUAUGUCAAACAAUUAUCGUGUAUACGCAAGAAGACCACUGA